Molecule: messenger RNA, 18358 nt
Organism: Paramuricea clavata
Lineage: Eukaryota; Metazoa; Cnidaria; Anthozoa; Malacalcyonacea; Plexauridae
Source: the annotation of a GenBank genome assembly
AUGUUUUCUGAAAUGGCAAAGUAUGCGAAGAAAGAACACAGUGAAGUGAUAUGGAAUUGCUUGUUUAAUGCCAUCGAUACUUUACUGAGACAGAGCAAUAUGGAUGAUGUUCUUUCUGAGAAGUUAAAAUAUUUGGUUCAAUUGACUGACGUUUGGACAGAGUGGAAACAGGGUGCAUUGCUAUUCGAUGCUGCCCAGUUACAAAAGGUCAGUACAUACUUUAGUAGCGGUACCUUUGAGUUUGUGGGUCUGAUUCUCGCUAUGGGCUCAUGGGGAAUGAAUCUGUCAAUGCUCUGCUGAAAGUCAUGGGUUUCAUCCGGAUGUUCUGGUUUCCUCCUAUAGGUUAAGUUGACAGGGUGGGUUAGGAUAAACACAGUUAAGAAAGUAAUAUUACAAUUGUUGUAAAUAUAUAGAGAAUAAUACAUGGGUGCGCGGAAAUACCAGAUUUAUUUCGAGUUUUGAACGUGAUAUUCCAAGCACACAUGUAUUUUUCUGUUUAUUAUAUAAACAAAAUUCAGUGAAAAACAAUAAAACGACCGUGGCAAUGCGUUUUACAACAAAUGAUAUUUUCACACGUAAAAAUAUUUACGUGUGUUUAAAUACGAUUUUUUCAGUGGCCAAAAGCUCUAUAUAACACUUAUGUUUAUAUAAUAAAAAAUAGUCUUGGCCUGUAUAAAUGUAGAUCAUUCACAUUCCACAUGUAAAUUUUUUGCGCUAUAGAAAUGCUAAUCUUAAUCGUAAUAAUACUGUAAUAAUGCAGCAGCCUUAAAUUCAACAGAAAAUCAAUGUCUACAACAAGUUUUUAAUUUAAUCUAAACAUUCCUUUUCAGUGUGUUACCAGUUUAAUUAAGACAAAAUCAACGUCGCAAUCUUUGAAAACUGCUACUUUAAAACUUACAUCUUCGCUUCUACUGAACAGCGCAGAACUCGAUACAGACCAAGAAACGAAAGUUUUAAAUUCAGUUUUUACAACCAAAAAUUUCUCUGUUGUCGACACGUGCAGAUUUGGCCGUAACUUGAAGCAGUGGCCAAAAUUUAUGGACACUAUUCGACCGAAACUAGUCUCUUAUUUUGAAAGGAAAAUUAUUAGCCGUGUUUUAAAUGCAAUGGAAAGACGCAAAGUGCUGCACAUGAUGACUGAAAUUGUUCUGGAUAAAAUAUCCCUUGAAGAAGGCUAUUCUGCGAGUAUGUUUGAGGAGGUAAUGUUAUUUAAUUUUCCCAAAAUGGUCGCCAAGAAAGGAGCGACUUGGUGGAAUUUGUUGUUCCAGUUGGAUUGUGAAACGUUUUCCGAAAGUGAAGUCGAGACAGCUUGGGCAUCUCUUGUCGCUUUACCAUUUACACGGUAAUUUAUUGGUAUUUUUUUAAAUGAAAUAUUUUUGUCCAAAUGGUUUGAAAUACUUUAUUAGACUCUUCUACCCCUCCUUCUCUAAUAAGCCUUCCUCCCUAAUCAACCUCCCCCUUUGUUACAUCUCUCUCUCUAAUAAGACUUUCUCUCUUAUGAACCCUUCUCUCUAAUAAGCCCCCGUCUCUAGUAAGCCUUCCUCUCUAAUCAACCUCCCCCUUUGUUACAUCUCUCUCUCUCUCUAAUAAUCCCUUCUCUCUUAUGAGCCCUUCUCUCUAAUAAGCCCCCGUCUCUAAUAAGCCUUCCUCUCUAAUAACCCCUCUAAUAAGUUUCAUUCUCUAAUAAGCUUUCCUCUCUAUUAAACUCUCCUCUCUAACAAGCCCCCUUCUCUAAUAAGUCUUCCUCUCUAAUAAGCCCCUUUAUAAUAAACCUUCCUCUGUAAUAAGUUCCCCUCUCUAAUAAGCUUCCCUCUCUAAUAAGCCCCCUUCUCUAAUACGUCUUUCUCUCUAAUACGCCAAUUCCUCUUUAAUAAGCCCCCCCCCCCAUCUCUAAUAUAAAAUCACCUCUCUAUUAUACUUCUUUCUCUAAUAAGUAUUCUUCUCUAAUAAGUAUUCUUCUCUAAUAAGCCCCCGUCCCUACAGUAGCCUUUCUCUCCAAAAUUCCCGCUCUCCAUUAGUUACAGCUGUCUGUAGUCCUCUCUAAUAUAAGCCCCCAUGUCUAAUAAGCCCUCCUCUCAGAUAUGCCCCCUCUAUCAUAACCCCCACAUAUUUUAACAAGUUCACUUUUCUACCAAUUAGUUGUUGUGUACUUCAGGAUGGUUCUGAAAUCUAAUUGUCAGAUUCGUCUCUGGUAACUUAGCCCCAACGCUACCAACACUGGACCCUCGAGUUUAGUGCAGAUUAACAACAAUAAAUACAAAAUUACUAAACGAUUGUUCAUUUCUUUCAGACCUCUUGAGGCAAAAACAGUCUUCCCAUCUCUGCUCAAACUUUUCAACCGUCUCUCCGAGGAGGCGAAAUGUUCAAGUGAAAGAACGCGAAUCUUGUUUCUUCUUUCGCAAACCGUUAAAUGUAUUUCUCUCUUGUGCAAAUUUCAUGACGUAUCUUUGGAGGAAAUUCAGACAUACAAUUCUAUCUUGGACCUUGUAAGGUAAAGAAGAUAUGCACGUAUAUACGCAUAGUCCAAAUACGAGGAGUUGGAUAGUUUUUAUCAGCUUAAAACUGUUUCUCCUUAAAACUGUUCCUCCUUUCGUCCAAUCAUCUAAUUGAUCUAUUGUUACUGCAGGCGGAAACGAAAACUAUACUAAUGUUAGCUCCAUCAGUUCUAAACUGUUCUUCGUGGAAGUCUAGUAAGAGCAAUCGGCCCCGCAAUCCUUUAUUGGUCCAGUGUUACUACAGGAGGAAUCCUAAACAAAACUAACUUUAUUUAGUAUAUUGGAUAGUUCUGUCGGUUCUAAACUGUUCUCGCUAGAGGUCCAGUAAGGAUAAUCUCUUAUUGAUCCAGUGUUACUACAGGAGGAAACCUAAACUAACUUUGUUUUUCCUGGAUAUCUCCAUCAGUUCUAAACUGUUGUCCCUAGAGUUCCAGUGAGGAUCAUCUCCUAUUGAUCCAGUGUUACUACAGGAGGAAACCUAAACUAACUUUAUUUAUAUUGAAUAGUUCUAUCUGUUCUAAACUGUUCUCCGUAGAGGUCCAGUAGGGAUCAUCACUCAUUCAUCCAGUGUUACUGCAGGAGUAAACCUAAACUAAACUAACUUCAUUUGUGCUCAAUAGUUCUAUCAGUUCUAAAUUGUUCUUCCUAGAGGUCCACUAAGGAUCAUAACUUAUACUUAAAACUUGAAAUGUGGCCUCGUUUAAUUUUGCUCCCCUCCCGAUCAUGUUGAACUAAUUGGGGAUAGUUGCCCCUCCAAAUUCUUCCCUGUUUCGUUUGCACCUGGUUUCGUUUCCUUUGGUUUACUGUAUACAGCUAUUUCAAUUAAGGUUGUCCCCCGAGCAAAGCGGAAAAGUCGAAUACGAGCGCGAAAGGCUGCUGGGAAUCGCUAAUAAAUGAAUGAAUUUAUUAGCAAUUCCCAGCAGCCUUUCGCGCUCGUAUUCGACUUUUCCGCUUUGCUCGGGGGACAACCUUAAUUGAAAUAGCUGUAUACUAUAAUUCUAAAUGGGUUGAUUAGAAUCAUGUUUCUUUUUAAAAUUUUAUCAGUUGGAUAAUGUACAAAUAGGUAUGCAUUAGUAGUUUUUAUACAUAACGUAAAUAAAUAUAAAUUAGUAAGACUUUAUAUUUAAUGAAUGACAUGUAAUAUAUACCCUUUUUAUAUCCAAAUAUUGUAAACACAUUGUAAAUUAGCGUAACUGCUACUAAAUCUGUCAAUAAACCAUUACCAAAUAUUUCUAACAUGUGUACUGUAAUUUAUUUUCUUUCAGAAAUUAUUCGUACGAUGUCCACGUGCUGCAGGCAUGCCAUGUGUACCUGUCAGUAAUCAAAGAACAAUCAUCGCAGUUGAUAUCCUCCAAUCAGAAUUUAGUUGAAUUUUACGCGUGCGUAGAGAAGAAUCUUGCGUCACAUGCCCACCUGAUCAGACUGCUGACGUUGAAAAUUUUGACAACUUUUGAACCAAUGAACAUGGAUGCUAACGAGGUUUGAAUUGAAAUGGCGAAUUAUACGUGCAUUUGUUUGAAAAUGAAAUAAACUAAACUAACUUUAUUUAUACUGGAUAGUUCUAUCAGCUCUAAAUUGUUCUCUGCAGAGGUCCAGUAAAAAUAAUAGGGAGUUUAAAGGCUGCAUUCCAGUUACGCGUUUUUCAUACGUGCGUACACGCACGUAAAAGUUGAAUUCGCUUAAAAUUUCAUGUAAGUGCAAAUAACCUUAACAAAUACACAUUAAAUCAUACACAAAACUGAAUGCUGUCCUUUUAUAAAUUUAGUUAUUUCGUAAGUAGGAUAUAAAGCGAAAUCAACUUUUACGUGCGUGUACGCACGUAUAAAAAACGCGUAACUGGAAUGCAGCCUUAAGCUUCAUGUUUCCGGGAACGGUAAACGGCAGGUUUGAACUUUCUUCGCAAAAUUUUCGUUGAACGUUUUCGUUUCACAUUCUCUUUCUUGCGUCGAAAGAAUACUUAUGUAUUUCAGUUUUAAAACAGCAAGUUAAUUUACUCUUUAUUGCCUGAUACCGUAAAAUUUUUCUUUGCUUGGCGUUUGUCGUUUGACCUAUAACGUGAAGCUUAAACUCUCUUAUUUCCCUGCAGUGUUAAUACUACAGGGAGGACGCCUUAUGGUGGAUAGUUGUAUCGUUUCUAAACAAGGGAUGGUUUCCACUCGACCUCAAGAAACAGUUAAGAUCUGAUAAAACUAUACCGUAUAAAUAAAUUUGUACAUUUAAUUUCCUUCCUAUAGUAACACUGGACCAAUGAUGGAUGUCCCGAAUUACAGGACUUCUAGAGAGAACAGUAGUUUAGAACUGAUAGAGCUAUCCAAUAUAUAAUAUUAGUUUAGUGUAGGUUUCUCCUGUGAUAACACUAAUAAAUAUCCCUUACUCAUGUGGACCUCUAGAGUGAACAGUUAACAGAACUUGGAAAAUUAUCGAGCAUAUUAAAUAAAAGUAGUAAUAGUUUAGGUUCCUCCUGUAGUAACACUGGAUCAAUAAGAGAUGAUCUUUACUGGACCUCGAGGAGGAAGAACAGGUUACUUUAGAACUGAUAGAGCUAUGCAGCAAAUUUAUUAGUAAGUGUUAAACUUAAUUGUAUAUUUUCAAGGAUGGCGACGUCGAAAGUUCAAAGUGUGGUAUUUUCGAAGAUUGUCUUGAUGCCGAGUUGGUACCCCUAACUUUUCACGAAUACCGUCGAAAGUUAAUUUUCUUACAAAAGCUCGUUUAUUCAAACACACGUCAUGCGCCUGACGUCGUGAAGGAAGCACCACUGAGGUACCUGAUUGGUAUGCUCUACUUGAACCUCAGUACCAUGUGGGAUCCCGUCAUGACCCUCAUUACCACGUACGCUGUGGAGGAGAACAAGAUGAUGUUUUGGAAAGUGUUUCAGGAAUAUCUUGCGCUGGACCCAUCACAUGCAGGUAUCGAAGCGUGAAGGGGGUGGGGGGUGGGAGAAGUGAAAAGGUGGUGGGAGAGGGAGUUUCCUUAAAUAGAUAACUAAACAGAAACAGAGUUAAGGCCAUGUUACACGGUGCAAUUUUUCUUGCAACUUGCAAUGCAAUUCUACUCUUGAGAGAUGUUAAUUAGUCAAAUCAGUGAACAAUUUUCGAUAUGUUGAGAAAACAUCAGUGCAAUUUAUGGAGUGUAAUGAAGACUCGUAUUUGGCAAUUUUACAUCUCUCAAGAGUAGAACUGCAUUGCAAGUUGCAAGAAAAAUUGCACCGUAUAACAUGACCUUUACGCAGGGUUCGUGCAAAACUUGAAAAUACUCGAAAGUCCUUGAAUUUAGAAAAAAAAAGUCAAGGCCUUGAAAGUCCUUGAGUUUAUAAACAAGUGCUUGAAAUUCCUUAAAUUAUCUCGCUUUAGUGGAUAUUUUCUGAAAUUGUUUGGCAUUAAGAAAUAUUGGAUAUUUUGUAAAUUGAUUUUGUUCAUGUAAUCAUGUCUUACUAAGGCCAAAGCUGUUUGAAGUUCAUUAAAGUUGGCAUUUGAACAAUUGAAAGUCAUUUUUCACUGAUUUCUACAGCCGCCUUUUCAGCCUUUAGUCUUUGAAUUUCCUGAUACAUGGCCUUGAAUUAAGUCCUUGAAAAGUCCUUGAAUUUAACACUUCCUGACCUGUACGAACCCUGGUUUCGGUAAAAUAUGAGAGCAGCCACUCGCGUUUAAUCACAUUGCCGGACGAGGAUGAGAGUGUAUAUAAGUUGGCAGUCCCGACCUUGCAGUUUAGAUAUUCUUAUAUAAUGCUUUUCCAACACUAUCAUGUAUUCUGUUGAAGUUAAAACAUAAUUGGAACACUCAUCGAACCUUUAUUUUGUUCAUCUAGAGCUUGAAAUGUCCCCUGUUAUAAUUCGUGACUGCCAACUUUCAGGACAAAUCUCAGCGUGAGAACCUACCUUUAAAUUAUUGUCCAAAAUCGUUGUUGUUAAUUUUAUUUUAACUGUGCUUUGACAGGAGAAAACGAAAUGUCUGAACAAACGCCCAGUUUCCCAUCCUCUCCAGAGACGCUGAAUAUGUUCUUUCAACGGGAAUUAUGGUUGUGCGUCGGACCGCGAGAAGACAACAGGGUUGACCGCCAUAAUUUCAGAUUGUUACUUUGGAAGACGAUGGCAAAGUUUCCUCAGAUAGUUGAAGCACGUUCGAGACAAGUUGUGCCGUUGUUUCUGGAGUUCGUCAGGUAUGACUUAAGGCCCAUUUCCACUCAAGAAAGAAAAUUUUGACGGAAAGAAAAUUUUGUACAAUUUGAUUGGCUGACACAAAUUUUCCGUGGGAAAAAAAUUUUGAAGUUGAAAAAUUUUAACAAUGAUAUUUUCGGAAAACUUUCUGUCCGUGGAAAUUUUUCUUGAGUGGAAAUGGGCCUUUACAGUAUAGUCUUGCACCGAAGUAUACAGAUAUGGGGUUUCGGUGUCGUAAUCGUCAGAUCAAGCGCCGUUCACUUCUGAGAUCGUGGGUUCGAUUCUCGCUACGUACUCAUGGCGCUAAUGUAAAAACAGUCAGACAAAGCUCUGUCGAAGGUUGUGUGUUUUCUGCGGAUGCUCCGGUUUCCACCACAGAGAAUGUUGACAUGGUGGGUUGGGUUUAGUCCCUAACUAUCAGAUACAUUGGCAUACCUUAGAAUUUAUACAUGAACUUGUGGUUAGAGCUCGACAACUGUCUCUCUGUAGCUCAGUUGAUUAGAGAUCGACAACUGUCUCUCUGUAGCUUAGUUGGUUAUAGCUCGACAACUGUCUCUCUGUAGCUCAGUUGGUUAGAGCUCGACAACUGUCUCUCUGUAGCUCAGUUGGUUAGAUCUCGACAACUGUCUCUCUGUAGCUCAGUUGAUUAGAACUUGACAGCUGUCUCUCUGUAACUCAGUUGGUUAGAGCUCGACAACUGUCUCUCUGUAGCUCAGUAGGUUAGAGCUUGACAACUGUCUCUCUGUAGCUCAGUUCGACAACUGUCUCUCUGCAGCUCAGUUGGUUAGAGCUCGACAACUGUUUCUCUGAAGCUCAGUUGCAUGCAUGGUUAGAGCUCGACAACUGUCUCUCUGUAGCUCAGUUGGUUAGAGCUCGACAACUGUCUCUCUGUAGCUCAGUUGGUUAGAGCUCGACAACUGUCUCUCUGUGGCUCAGUUGGUUAGAGCUCGACAACUGUCUUCUGUAGCUCAGUUGGUUAGAGCUCGACAACUGGUCUCUGUAGCUCAGUUGGUUAGAGCUCGACAACUGUCUCUCUGUAGCUCAGUUGGUUAGAGCUCGACAACUGUCUCUCUGUAGCUCAGUUGGUUAGAGCUCGACAACUCUCUCUCUGCAGCUCAGUUGGUUAGAGCUCGACAACUCUCUCUCUGCAGCUCAGUUGGUUAGAGCUCGACAACUCUCUCUCUGCAGCUCAGUUGGUCAGAGCUUGACAACUCUCUCUCUCUGCAGCUCAGUUGGUUAGAGACUUAGAGUGCUGCUCCGGGAUCGCAGGGCCGCAGGUUCGAUUCCUGCUGGAUAAAUAUAUAAAAAUUCCCCUCGAGGUUUUCAUCUACCAGAUCCUUCUACAACUAAUCAUACAGUACAUAUACAUACAAAACUUUAUUUAAACCACGCUAGCCUCAACAGGCAACAGCCGUUGGAAGGCUGGUUUCCAUGAGGGGCGUGAAAUUACCUAUUUACAAAAAAUUAACUAUUUACAAGAAAUACAAAAAUAUAACAAAAAAAACACAAGUGAUUUUAGCUGCACGAUUACACACAAGCAAAUUUCAACUCAUUCUUUGUUUUAGUAUCGAUUUGAAAGAGCUUAAGGAUUCACCAAUUUUUGCCUCAUGGGGAAGACAAAUAAACUCUGUUUAUAACCUUUUGACUCUUUCCUUUUUUAGAAAAGAAUGUUCCGUUAUCGACGAGGCCGGCCGCGUUUCCUAUCAAGACCUUACCAAAGGACAUAGUACAACGAAUGAUGUCGAUUCUCAUCCGAUGGACGUUGAAAAUAAUCCGACCGAAAACGAACGUGAUCCGACACACAGCGACAAUAAUCGGAAAGAAAUCGAACAUGAUCCAACCGACACUGACCAUGAUCCCACCGGUUCCGAAAAUGAACCGACAGAUUACGAUGGGUACGAUGGUGGUCAUGAUCCGAAAGAUUCCGAAGUUGUCCCGAUUGAGGAUGACGACACGAAUGUUAAUCAAACGGGUGUGGGCAGUAAAGGCAGAAAAAAGAAAAAUGGACAACUCAAAGCCACGACAGGCCGACCAGUGCGAAUGAAAACUUUAAGCGCUUGUCUAAAUGUGUUUGGUUUAUUUAAAAACCCUAGCAAGCUUUACCAAGAGCCUGCUAUAAAGCAGAUUUAUCUAACAUUACUGACGCAGAAAGACGGGGAAAUUCAGAAACUCGCCAUAGCAUGCUUGAUGGCAUAUAAGUUCGACUAUUUGUUGCCGUAUAAAGAAAACUUGGAUCGGUUGAUGGAAGACAAGACGUUCCGAGACGAAUUGAUGAGUUUUAGUUGUGAUGAAGACUUAAAUGUUGUCAUCGCAGAGCAUAGGACGGAGUUUAUUCACAUUCUGAUCAGGUGAGUAAACGCUGGUAUUUCAGUUAACUGACGAGGUAUGGCAGGGGGCUGCAGGCCUAGUAUAUAAAAAUAUAUAUUGUUCUAUUUCUGAAUAUUGAGCACUCUUCACUACAUACAGCUAUUUCAAUUUAGGUUGUCCCCGAGCAAAGCGGAAAAGUCGAAUACGAGCGCGAAAGGCUUGCUGGGAAUCGCUAAAAAAUUUAUUAAUUUUAGCUGUCGAAAACGUAGGCCUUACUUCCAAAUGCGAUUUGAAGUUAAUUUUGCCGUUUACGUUUAGCGAUUUGCCAUAAACGUCAAUCUUAAAGUCUCUAUUAUUAGCCGAACAUACAAUCUUGGCAAAAAUUCCGUGGACACUGCAUGAGGUGUAGACUAAAGUAUUACUCUUGGCAUACACUUGUUGGCGUCUUUGUCUCCCUCACUCCCCCCGUACAAUGUUGGUCUUGACAUGCAUUUCGCAAAGCUUUCACCUAACCAAUGUAUAAGCUUUCAACAUUGAACCGGGGGGAGGGGGAAGUUAAACAUUGCUGUUUUGCACGCGUAUAUAUUGGCCAAGGAUGAUAUAUAUUUCUGUUCCCGCGCGCGCUGUCCACAAUAAUUUUUGCCAGGAUUGUAGUGACCGCAAGUCCUUGUAUACAUAUACUUGUUUUGUAGAAUGCUGUACUGUUUCGUAAAACCGCGAUUUAGUUAUUUGCCAUCUUAAAUUUUGAAGUUACCUUGUUAAAGAAUGAAAGUAAAUGACACAUUAUAAAGAGUACAGAGCUCAGUUGUGUUGCUAUCUAAUCAAUGUAUAUAUAUAUACACUUGUUAAUUUGGAUUAACUUUAAGAUUGACCUCCCAACAGCCGCCUACUUUAUCAAAACACACACCAACUCAGAAUAAUUUAUAAAUUAUUUGUUUUGUAGAAUACUGUACGGUAAAAUGCAGAGGUGGACUGGAGCGGGAACGCGCGGGAAAUCUGGGUCCGGUGCCCGACGUUCGCUGAUAUUGCGUUUCUUGAAUAGUUGCCAUGGCGAUGAGAUGAAAGUGUUUAUAGACCUGAUCAGUAAUGGUUUUAAAGAAAUUUACGGUUAGUUAAAACUGUAAGGCGUGGAUAUUUUUAUUUAGUCAGUAAAUCAUUCAGCUGAUAAGCUCAUUACAUAAUUAAUCAUUCAAUUAAGUUGACCUCAUCAGUUGUUGGUUAAUUAAAAAAAAAUCGAUCAAUAGAUGAAACGGUCACUCACUCACUCAGUCAUAUCAUACGAUCAAUCAACGUUAUCAUUCAAACGGCGAUCAAUGAAAGAAUAAAUAGAAUUAUCGAUUAUUCGAUCAGUGGAUAAAUUAAUAAAACUAAUUAAAUCAAGCCAUUGAUUAUUCAGUGAUUUUUCAAUCAGUGGAUAAAUCAAUGAAACAAUCUAUAAAUCAAGCCAGAAACCUAGAAACAUUUAGAUUGAGUGCAUAUCUAUUGUUUUUCUUCAGAAGGAGAACGAUCGAUGUCUGUUAUUUCCCUCUCAAAAGUGGUUCCAUUACGAAAGCAACUUGGUUUCUUGAACAUGUUCUCGCAAUUGAUCGAAGUACUUGGAACUCAGGCCUCUCAAUAUUUACCUCGGUUGCUUGAGAUCUUGUUCUACUGUUUGCAGAUAUGUAAGGAUGCUUUGGAACAACGAGGGAAGGUUAGGGACAUACCAAUUUGUGGGACAUUUUGUUGGAGGAUAUUUACUCCUUUUGCUUGGGUUAUGCCCAAGCACAAUAAGAGAUGACCAUUAAUGUUUUCUAGUACAAGUAAAAUUAGUUAAUUUUGGUUUCCUCCUGUAGUAAUACUAGAGCAAUCAGGGAUGACCCUUACUGGUUCUCUAGGAAGAACAGUUUAAAUAUUAUUAAACUGUCCAGUAUAUAAAAAAUUAAAUUUACUUUCGUUUAGGUUUCUUCCUGUAGUAACACUAGAUCAAUAAGGGAUUAUCAUUGCUGGAGCUGUAGGGAGAACACUUUUAAACUGAUAGAGGUUUCUUACUGGACGUCUAGGGUAGGAAAUCUCUGUCAGUUUAAAAUUAGUAGUUUUUAAUUAGUACUUUUAUUUUUAAAUAAUUUUUAGGUCGAUCCGCGGUGUUUGUCAAAUCUCAGAGCCGUUCGUCAACUUGCCAUCAAAUGCUUGACAAAGUUUUUUGAAAGAUUUCCAAAUGACGAUUUCUCAUCGACUGUGGAUAAGGUCUUCAAAUUAGUAAUUGCACCUCAGGUGGGUGACAUGUGAAUAAUGUGACUCGAAAUUAGAAUGUUUGGGCUAUUAGUAAUAUGCACCUCAGGUGGGUGACAUGUGAAUAAUGUGACUCGAAAUUAGACAUGUUUGGGCUAUUAUUGCAUAAAUAUCCUUUGUACCUCUUUGACCGGGGUUAAAUAAAGUUAGUUUUUAGUAUAGGUUUCCUAUUGUUAUAACACUGGAUCAAUAAAGGAAGACUUUUACUGCACCUCUUGGUGGAAUAGUUCAGAACUGAUAGAACUCAUCCAGUAUAAAGAAAGUUAGUGUUUAUUUUAGGUUUCUUCCUGUAGUAACACUUGGUCAAUAAGAGAUGAUCCUCAAUGGACCUCUAGGGGGAACUGCUUAGAACUGAUAGAACUAUCCAGUAUAAAUAAAGUUUGCUCAGGUUUCCUCCUGGCAUAACGGCAUAACCGGAUCAAUAAGAGAUGAAUUUUACGGGAUAUCUAAGAAGAACUAUUUAGAAAUGAUCCAGUAGCAACAAAGUUGUUUAGUUUAGGUUUCUUCCUGUAGUAACACUAGGUCAAUAAGAGAUUGCUCUUACUAGACCUCAAGGAAAAGCAGCAUAGAACUGAUUGAGCUAACCAGUAUAAGUAAAGCUGGUUUAGUUUAGGUUCCUUUCUGUAGUAAAAGUGGACAGGAUCAAUAAGGAAGGACCCUUGCGGGAAGACUUAGAGAAGAAUGACUCUUGUAGAGGUAACCAGUAUGAAAAUAGUUCACUUUAUGUUUAUCCUUUCUCAACAUAGAUCACAAAAUUGCGUUCCGAAGCACUUCAAAGUCCAACCUCAUUGCUUCGUCUUCUGAACGUUUGGAGCAAAAACCCUCGACUACAUCAUCUGCUGGCCCACGUACCUGCAGGCUCAAAUGAAGGACUACUUUCGCACGUAUUUGCAUGUCUGACGUCAGAUCACGUGUGCUCGCCCGUUGUUACCAUGGUAAUGGAAAUGGCUGAACGUCUGUUGGCAAGCGGCGAGGCUCAGUCUGGUCCCGAUGGAGAAAGUAACCUCGGCAAAGUGUCUCGUGAAUUAGGGUAAGAGAUGGAUUUUUGCAAUAGGGAUAUGCAAGGCUUUCAUAAACAUUAAGAUUUUAGGCAUUCGCUGAGCCCAAAGUGAAAUGGUGACUCAUUAGUAAAAAGGUUCAACCACUUUGAGAAUGCUACAACAGUCUGCUUUAUAUAUUCUCGCAAAUUAUUGUCAUCUCAUUUUAUAAAACUCCAGUACAGUCUUAACGUAAUGGUCUUACGUACUCUUCAUUGUAUGGGGAAAAGGUCCUUAAUUAUUAAGAUUUUGAUAUAUAACACUUAAAUCUACUUGCAAUAUUGACUGCGCUAUUGAUGUUUGAACGUUGAAGUACUGUUUUUUUUAAAUGCCAAAAAUUAGCAUUAAACAAUUACCGAUGUAAAAUAAUAAGUAUUUUUAUUUUGGUUGUAUCUCGCUCAAUAUUGCAUGUAAAUUCAAGUGUUAUAUAUCAAAAUCUAAGUUAGUCCUUUCGGAAUGCAAUGAUCUUUAUUUCAUUGCGAUAGCUUUUAUAGCUUUUACGUUACAUGAAAUUAAACAGUGUCCAGGUUUUUUGGGACACCCGGUAACUGUGGAAGGGUUUUGUGGAAUUUGUAUGAAAUUCACACUGGAAAUUUCCAUCGACAAAAUCCGCCUACAAUCAGUUAUAUCAAGAGGCCCAAAAUCCUGGUUUUAUUGGAUGGUUCCAGCUAUAGAGUAAAUUUUGAUCUAGGCAAGAAGAACAAAAUCCAUCACCACAGCUAGAAAAAGAGCAUUGGGCUAGUAUUCCAAAGGUCGUAGGUUCGAUUCCCACCGUGGCCGGGCAUAUUUUUCAAGCUCGCCCGGUGUGGGUAUACACUCAGAGUAACUCCAUAAACAUCACAUUCACCUGAGUACACAACACCAACACAGAAAAAAAUAGAAAGAGCAUGUUAAAAUUCGUAAAAUUGCAAAUUUUCGCCGCGAAAUGUUGUAAAAUGCGGAAAAUAUAGCCCUGCGAAAUUGUAUUACGUGCGGGAAAAUGCACUACAUUUGGCUGAAAGAAUUCGCAACCAAACUCUGUAAUUUUACUAAUUUUAACAUGCUCUUUCUAGCUGUGGUGAUGGAUUUUGUUCUUCCUGCCUAGAUCAAGACUUAGUGUAUAGCUGAAAUCAUCCAAUGUAUUUCUUUAUUUUAUCAGCUCUGAGGACAUAUCACAAGACACCACCAUUCCCUACGGCACCCAACUUGUCCUACCCAACGUCUUAAUCAUACUGAACUUUCUCAGUAAAUCCAUCGAGCGAACUACCAAAGAUUUUUCCAAAGCUAAAGGAAAACUGGGCAAAAUUUCGCCUGUAUCAAAUGUCGAACUUUCCGUGUUGUCAAAAAUUAGCCCCCAUAUCACAGAUUCCGAGCAGUCUCUCAUUCUUGUCCGCCUAAUGCUUCCAAUUCUGAACGCAACUCAAAAGGAGGAAUCGCAGGUCGGCAUGCUGAAAUCGAUUAAAAAUCUUCUACAAAAUUUGGAGGAUCCAAUGGUUUUCUAUGGGCAGUUCUCAAGACUAUUUUCCAGUCUUCGUGGAAGAGAGGCGCGGACAGAACUUUGCAAGGUGUUCUUGAGCAUAGCUGGGAAAAAUGGGUCCGUAUCCGAGCAUGCGCAGUUGUUACAUGGACUCAAUUCGUGGAAUAAGAAGCAGCUGGAUGAACCAGAUUUUGAAAGAAGGUAACGCUUGUUUUUACAGUAAGGAUAUUUCCGUGGUGGAGAAUGUCUGCAUUAGAGAGAUGUCUGUAUUAGAGAAGUUUGUGUAUUAGAUAGGUGUCCGUAUUAGAGAGGUAUCUAUAUUAGAGACAGAGAGGUGUCUGUAUUAGAGACGUUUGUGUAUUAGAAAGGUGUCCGUAUUAGAGAGGUGUUUGUAUUAGAGAGGUGUCUGUAUUAGAGAGGCGUCUGUGUUAGAGCGGCUUCUGUAUUAGAGAGCUGUCUGUAUUAGAGAGAUGUGUCCGUAUUAGAGAGAUGUCUGUAUUAGAAAGGCGUCUGUAUUAGAGAGGUGUCCGUAUUAGAGAGGAGUCCGUAUUAGAGAGGUGUCGUCCGUAUUAUAGAGGUGUUUGUAUUAGAGAGGUUUCUGUAUUAGAGAGGUGUUUGUAUUGGAGAGGUUUCUGUAUUAGAGAGGUGUCCGUAUUAGAGAGAUUUCUGUUAAUGAGAGGUGUCCGUAUUAGCAAGGUGUUCGUAUUAGGAAGGUAUCUUGCAUUUUAAGGAGCUUUCGAUAUUAAACAUCUUCGAGCGAGAGAUUGAUUGAAAUGUACUUAUGUUUACUCUUCAAUAGGUUAGACUCGUUUUCAAAAGCCGGAAAGUUGGUACAAGAAGCAGAGGCUUGUCCCGAGUUGGUUAUGCCGUUAUUACUCAAUGCUACAUAUACGGCGAUGAGCACCAGUGACUUGGCCUUGAGGUACAGUGCAAUGGGAUUUGUCAGGACGAUGGUCGAUACGGUAGAGAAAAAAGACGAUGGUCAAUCUGGAAACUGGUUUGAUGUUCUGGUUGUCGGAUGUUUAUUACCCGCUCUGAAAGAGGCUGUCAAGUUGAAAGUGGAGGUAUUGUUAUAUAGCUACAAUCAGUUUCAAAAGUCUUGGGACAGAUGCCACAAAACCUUUGAAUUUCAACAAAACGUCAUCCCCCCCCCGACCACUGUUCAAUGUUGUGUCCCAUUUCUCGUCAGGUUUGAUGUGUUUUGGUUGGAGCAACAUUGAUUGGCGUGGGGGGAGCGGAGCGGUAUUGUGUGUAAAAAACUGUAAUGAUCCACUUACAAUCUAAAACUACAUGUGUUCCAACAACUUCUGAAAGUGAUUGGGUGAACACUAAACGUGAUUGGCCGAUUUGUGGUCACGUGGCUUUAGAUAAAUGCAAUGUAUCCCGCCGGAUAACAAGUGAAAAAUGUGAAAAAUGUAACAAGUGUAACAAGUGAAGGAUUGGAUAAUUUGCACAUCUAUAAUAUCUUUUCAGGGUGCUAGAAACGAAUUUGUUUUGGUGCUAGGAAGCUUGGUUAAAAAGUUUGAGCACCCGAAAUUGAAUGAGCUCAGACCACUUGCGAACGAUGAUCCUGAAGUAGAUUUCUUUGAAAAUAUUGUUCACAUACAGGUAAUUGUUUAUUGGUGCAUAUAUAUUGUCUAAGUAUAGCGAUUUCUUGUCAGUCGUUUGGGGGAAUGAAAAUGGAUUAUUUACGACCAAAGAUAUACUGUAUUUUACCAGGGAUUUUACGUGUGAACAUUAUCGUUUUGAUUGCUCGGACGAUUUUCUGAUUCUUUUCAAGUUAUUUUAAUUGUCAUCAUUCAUAUUGUAUAUGUAUCCAAAUGUGCUGAAACUUUUUGUACCUACUAGUUUCGAGCUACUAGUUUCGAGCUACUAGUUUCGAGCCAUUGGUGAAGUUCAUUGUUUCAUGUCGUUACUUUUUAACACCGGAUUCCAGUCUGCUCUUCAACAACUAAAAAUUGUUUGUUUAUUUAUCCUAGGUUCAUCGUCGUAUCCGAGCCUUGCGUAGGUUCUCAAGCGCCUGCGCAGAAACGACGUUCUCAAACCAUACAUUGUCGUCCAUCAUUCUUCCACUGGUCACGCAUUUCGUGUACGAGUACAAGGCUGUGAAAGAUCAUAAUGUCGUCACUGAGGCGAUCAAUGCAAUAUCUGCCAUAGCAACGCAAUUGUCGUGGCCUAAAUAUUCCGCGUUGUUACGUCAUUAUUUAAGACUGUUGCCGCGGGAAAAAGAAAUUCAAAAAAUCAUUGUAAGGUAAGGUAUAAAUAUAAACUAAGAUAUAGUGUUUUAUUCAAUAACUGUCUGUACCAGUGUAGGUAGUACCAGUGUGAAAAUGCUGUGCUGAGUGGUUAUAUUACUACCUUGAAAAACAAGCAGAAACUCGACGUUUCGAGCGAAGGCCCUUCGUCAAGAGUUAGUGUACUACUACUAACUCUUGACGAAGGGCCUUCGCUCGAAACGUCGAGUUUCUUAUUCAAUUAGCUUUUCUCACGCCGCCAUUUUUGGGUGGCAAUCCAAAUUUUUUAGAACAGCGAUAGUAAGCAGUGAAAAUGAAACUUUCUAAAACUAUAGUUGUAAGUAUAUUCAUUAUAAAUCGAUUUACAGUUAAAUAGGCGAAAAAAUUAUUUUCACAUCGCUUAGAUUUUUCACAUUGUUUAUAAAAUAGUACCCAAAAAUGGCGGAUUUAGACCUUCGUGAGAAAGGUCUAUACACUGCAUGAAUUUUGAGGUUUGAGAUAUCUUUUUCUGGUAGUUCAGACACAGACCAUGACAGCUUAAUGCAGAAUAACAUUUAGUCACUAAAAUAUGUUGUGCAUGACUGUAUAACAUCGCUUUAUUUUUUUCCAGAAUCGUUGUGUCCAUAUUAGAGUCAUUUCAUUUUGAUCUCACUACUUUGCAAGAAACGGAUAUUGCGGGUAAAUGAGAAUUGGAUUCCCAGCUGGAUCUCUCUUACUGAACUUCUAAGAAGAACAGUUUGGAACUACUAUAGAGCUAUCCAGUAUAGAUAAUAUAUUUAGUUUAGGUUUCCUCCUGUAGUAACACUGGAUCAAUAAGAGAUGAUCCUUACUGGACCUCUAGGGAGAACAGUUUAGAACUGAUAGAGCUAUCCAGUUUAAGUAAAGUUAGUUUAGUUUAGGUUUCCUCCUGUAGUAACACUGGAUCAAUAAGAGAUGACUUUUACUGGACCUCUAGGAAGAACAGUUUAGAACUGAUAGAGCUAUAUCCAGCAUAAAUAAAGUUAGUUUAGUUUAGGUUUCCUCCUUUAAUUUGGAUCAAUAAGAGAUGAUACUUACUGAACCUCAAGGGAGAACUCGUGUUUAGAACUGAUAGAGCUAUCCGGUGUAAACAGUUAGUGAUUUGGUGAUUUAAUUAUAUAUUUUUUUCAAUUACAAUUUUAUUAUUUUCAGGUGAAUUUGAACCUAGUGGUGCGACCAAGACUCGCGUAGAGAACGGCAAGGAGACUCCUGAGGAUGUCGAGGAGAAUGAUGAUGAAGAGGGUGAAAAUGUGGAUAAGAGUAGAGAGGAUGUUGAAUGCCCCAUGAAACUGAAGUUAAAAAUUCAUUCAAGUAUUACAACGAAAAUCUUGCCGCAACUUCAUAAGUGCUUAACGAAGAAGGUUCGUUAGCUGUUGUUGCUUUUCUCGCGAAAAUUUCUCGAAUUUCCACAGAAAAAAGCCAGAACUCCGUUUUCAAAUGCCAGAACUCCCUUUCCAAAUGCCAAAAUGCAGUUUUCAAAUGCCAGAACUACCUUUUGAAACGCCAGAAUUCUGUUUUCAAAUGCCAAAACUCGGUUUUGAAAUGCCAGAUAUACCGUUUUGAAAUGCCAGAACUCCGUUUUGAAAUGCCAGAACUCCGUUUUCAAAUGCUAAAACUCCGUUCUCAAAUGCCAGAACUCCGUUUUAGAUGCCAGAACGUUAACUACCUUUUGAAACGCCAGAAUUCUGUUUUCAAAUGCCAAAACUCUGUUUUGAAAUGUCAGAUCUACCGUUUUGAAAUGCCAGAACUCCGUUUUCAAAUGCUAAAACUCCGUUUUCAAAUGCUAAAACUCUGUUUUUAAAUGCCAGAACUCCCUUGUCAAAUGCCAAAACUCAGUUUUCAAAUGCCAGACCUUUAGUCAAACGCCAGAACUCCGUUCUCAAAUGCCAAAACUCAGUUUUCAAAUGCAAGAACUACCUUUCAACGGCCAGAACUCCGUUUUCAAAUGCCAAAACUCAGUUAGUUUCAAAUACGGCCUUACUACCUUGCUUAUAGUUCGUUAAUAUGUCGGAUCUUAAACGUUAUCAAACUGUAUUUACACUUUAGAUUCAGUCGAGUGAUUUCCAUCGCCUGAGUGGUAGAAAGGAGGAUGACGAGGACGAAAUACUACGAGUUCCCAUCGUAUUGGCCAUGAUUAAACUGUUGCAGUCUCUGCCCAAGAAAACGCUGGAAACAAACCUACCUGGGUAAGUCUGUUAUCAUUUCAUGGUAAAAAUUUCUAAUCUGUUAACGCACGUUGACACCCCUUGUCAUGCAAAUCACAUUUUUGGAAAACUCGCAUACCCAGUUACCACCGGGAAAAUGUCAUUCUAGGAAACAAAUAGUGUUUCCGAGUUUGUCGGAAGGCAAUUUUUGCUUUCAAAAAAGCGAAAUUUGUUUCCGAAAAAAAU